UUCUGCUUAAAAUUCUGGCUCAAGGACAGCCAGCCAUUUUGCACGCUGGAGUGGACUGCAGUGUGACUUCCCCAUGGCAUCCUACCGGGACAGCAAGGUGCUAGUGGCAGCUGUGUGUGGGCUGCUGACCGGCACCGUUCUGGGACUUGGCGUGUGGAGGACCAUGGCCUGGAUCCAGACAGUGGCUUCCUCAUCAAAGCCCCCUCUGGAGCUCUGCAGAAAUGGCGGAACCUGGGCCAACGACAGGUGCAACUGCCCAGAGCUGUGGAGAGGACUGCGAUGUACCAUCCCUAAUUUCUGUGAAAAUAGCACCGACAAGAUGUUCACGUUUAAACGGAUUCCAGUAGGAAGCUACGGGUACUCUGAGGAAGUGUGUGAGCGGAACACUCCAAGUGCGGGCAAACCCAUGGCCACCCGGCUGUGUACACUCAGCGAAACUGGGCAGAUCAAGCUGGAAGCAGCCACCACAGGAAACUGCAGUGCCAGUCUGCAAAGCCUGGAGACACAGAUAGACGAUAUCAGAAAUCAUUCUGAAAAUAUUUCUACUGAAGUUCAGAUUUUAACCUCAAAUGUCAACCAGCUGACUUCUGAGGGCAUCUCUGCAGCUGCUAAUGUCGUCGGGCAAAUCUUCAACUUGAGCAAUCACGCUGUGCCUAAGGCAAAGGAAGUAGCAGUGGCAACAGUGAGUCAACUUCUAGAGGCCCGUGAAGACGUUUUCCAGAGAGCUGUCGACACCGGCAGUCCCAGUCCCUUUAACACGCUUAUAAAAGAAAUAGAGGACUAUUCUUUGUCUCUGAGUAACGGAUCCGUUGUGCAGCCAAACAUAGCAGUUCAGUCUGUUGCUCCCUCUGAAAAUGCUGCCGUGAGCUUCACAAGUGUUCGCUUCUCUGUGCUGAGAGGAAGCAGUGACUCGUUCAGCUCGGGCUCCACGUCGGUAGACACCAACACAGACCGCCUGGAGACCAGUGAAGUCACGGAGCUGCAGAUCCUGCUCAGUGCCACCACCGAUAAACUCGAAGAUUGCGGCUUUGUAGCGUAUCAAAACAGCAAGCUUUUCCAAUCAAAAAAAUUCUCAACUAGUACAAGUUUUAGUCAAAAAGUAAUUUCAGGCAGUUUUAAAGAAAACAAGACGCGUGGAAAUAGUAAGGAUGUCUCUGUUGAAAUGGCCUUUAACACAAAAUACAGGCCCACAGGGUACCAGCUCCACUCCUACGCCUGCGUCUACUGGGACUUCUCGCUGAAUGACUGGGACACGCGCGGCUGUGUCAAAGUCCCGAGCGGCCGCGCCGAAUUCCUGCACUGCCGCUGUAACCACACGACCAGCUUUGCCGUGCUGAUGAGUUUCCUGAAGGACUAUAAAUACCCAGAACCGCUGGACAGAUUGUCCACGGCUGGGUGUGCGCUCUCCAUCACCGGCCUGGCUCUCACGGUUGCCUUUCAGAUUGUCACCAGGAAGGGCAGGAAAAGCUCUGUGACCUGGGUGCUGGUCAGUCUGUGCUCCUCAAUGUUGAUCUUCAACCUCCUCUUCGUGUUUGGAAUCGAAAACUCCAACAAGAACUCGGGGGCCAGUGGUGGUGACCCCCACACGCAGAGAAACGAGAUCCCCCCGGCCGACACGAAGGACAGAUCGAAUCCCGGCUGCACCGCCGUGGCCGCCCUGCUGCACUACUUCGCGCUGGCCACCUUCACCUGGUCCGGGCUCAGCGCCGCCCAGCUCCACUUCCUGCUGCUCAGGACCAUGAAGCCUCUCCCUCCACACUUCACCCUCUACCUCUCUCUGACGGGCUGGGGAGUCCCGGCUGGGGUUGUGGCCAUGACAGUCGGAAUUAUUUAUGCUCAGCAUAAGGAGGAAUGGGAGUUAAAGUACCGGCAAGAGGAAGUCUGCUGGCUGGCAAUCUUGGAAGAAAAGAACACUCUCAAAAGUCCAUUUCUGUGGUCAUUCGCCAUGCCAGUGUCCGUCAUCCUCCUGAGCAAUGUUGCUGUGUUCAUCACCAUCACGGUCAAGGUACUGUGGAAGAAGAACCAGCACCUGACCAGCACAAAAAGGGUUUCGUCCCUGAAGAAGCUUCUCAGCACACUGUCGACGGCAGUGAUCUUUGGAAUCACCUGGCUUCUGGCGUACUUGAUGCUGAUUGACGACCGCAGCACCAGGAUGGCCUUUAGCUACAUUUUCUGCCUUUUCAACACGACGCAGGGACUGCAAAUCUUCAUCCUCUACACGGUCAGAAACAAAGUCUUCCAGCGUGAAGCCUCCAAAGUGUGGAAGUCCCUGUCUUCGUCCACGGAGAGGAUGACUUUCCGGGGGCCUUCGGUCAGCCAGCUGAGGCUUCGCGUGAGGAUGUACAACAUGCUCCGGGCGCUCCCCGCCCUGAACGAGCGCUUCAGGCUGCUGGAGCCGUCGGUCGCCACUGAAGAGACGGCGCUCUCUGCGGGCGGCCCAGGGGGUGCCAGCGCCUAGGCCGUGACGCUGCUUCCGCUCUGGGUGCUUCUCCUUGUGUCUGACUCACACGCUUUUUGAUUUUCCUCUGUUCUUCCUUUGUUACCCAGUUCUUCUGAAGAGCAUCUUCUGACCUAUAUUUCUCAAGAUAAGGAGCAGCUAAGACCUAAUGUCUAGGCCCAGGAGGUGGCGCAGGGGAUGAAGCACUGGACUCUCAAGCAGGAGGUCCCGAGUUCAAUCCCCGGCAGCACAUGUGCCAGAGUGAUGCCUCCCCCCCGUGUCUCUUUCCUCUUUCCUUUUCAUAUUAAUAAAUAAAAAAAUAUUUUAACACAUGGCCCAGAAACACAUGAAGAAAUGCUCCACUUCGCUCGUUAGAGAAAUGUAAAUUAAAACUACACUGAUGCUAUCUCCCAGCUGAGGGCAGGGCUUCCGUCCGCAACCAGAAGUGACAGGUGCUGGGGAGGCUGUGGAGAAAGGACUCUGCUCCUGCUGGAGGGAAUGCAGCUGGGGCAGCCCCUGUGGAGACGGUGUGCACCGUCCUGAGACCUGUAACAGUGGAAUCACCUUUUGACCCAGCGGGACCACUCGCAGGCACUUACCCGGGGACACUCAGCACUGACGAGAAGGGCCACGUGCGGCCCUGCGCCCACAGCUGCGUUAUUCACAGCAGCCGGAGCGUGGACGCAGCCCGGAUGCCCGUCACAGGUGAACUUGCAAGAGAAAUUCAGAUAAAACAG
Messenger RNA from Erinaceus europaeus (western European hedgehog), 3174 nucleotides. RefSeq names its product adhesion G protein-coupled receptor G7 (gene ADGRG7). Gene Ontology annotation, molecular function: G protein-coupled receptor activity. NCBI's taxonomy places the organism in Eukaryota, Metazoa, Chordata, Mammalia, Eulipotyphla, Erinaceidae. The record is from RefSeq and is a predicted model, not a curated record. Bases 74 to 2458 code for a protein of 794 amino acids. Gene Ontology annotation, cellular component: membrane. Gene Ontology annotation, biological process: cell surface receptor signaling pathway; G protein-coupled receptor signaling pathway. The transcript has 16 exons.